AGCCGGAAGCCCGAGAAGUCGUUGUUUCGAAUAGGCGCCCGCCCCUGCGGGGGCGGAGAGACGGUCCCUGGGGCCGGCGGAGACUGACCUUCCCGCGGGGACCCGACGACGGCCGCCCCUGACCAUUCGCGCGACACAGCCCAGUGCGACGCAUGGUCUUGGGCCGGGCGCCAUGGACGCUUUCAUCCGCUUCACCAACCAGACCCAAGGCCGGGACCGGCUCUUCAGAGCCACUCAGUACACAUGCAUGUUGCUUAGAUAUUUGUUAGAGCCUAAAGCUGACAAAGAGAAGGUGGUAAUGAAGCUCAAGAAACUGGAGGCCAGUGUGAGCACUGGCCGUAAAUGGUUCAGAGUAGGCAAUGUGGUGCAUGCUCUACAGGCGACUCGAGAGAGCAUUCAUGCCACUGACCUGGUGCCCCGCUUCUGCCUAACACUAGCCAGCCUGAACCGCGUGGGUUAUUUCAUCUGUGACACCAUCCUCUUUGUGAAGAGCAUAGGGAUCACCUCUGGCAUAAACAAAGAGACAUGGCAAGUGUGGGCUGCUCGCUAUUACUGCUCCUCCCUUCUGCUGAGCCUGGUCAGGGAUCUGUAUGAAAUCUCCCUGCAGAUGGAGCAGGUUGCCCACGACAGGGCAAAGAGGGAGAAAUCACCCACCCAGGAUCCUUUUGGGUACAGCGUGGCUGAUGAGGAAACCGAAUGGCUCCAGUCCUUUCUCCUUCUCUUAUUCCGGUCUCUGAAGAAGCAUCCUCCCUUGCUCCUGGACACAGUGAAGAACUUCUGUGAUAUCCUGAACCCUUUGGACCAGUUGGGGAUCUAUAAGUCCAAUGCUGGCAUCAUAGGCCUUGGAGGUCUUGUGUCCUCUCUAGCAGGCAUCAUCACCCUGGCGUAUCCUCAGAUGAAGCUGAAGAUCCACUGAGGUGGUUUCAGGCUGAAGACUGGUAUCUGCUUUUUAAAGACAACCUGUUAGUGGAAUGCACAUUUGCAUUAAGGCACAGUCAUGUCAUACUGUGUUUAAGGACUUACUCACAUGACCAGUUUGUGACCUGUGAUGUGACCAGAGGUGAAGCCAAGAAUGGUGGAGGGGAGAGCAUGAUUUAUAUGUGUUCUAGAGUGCUGGAGUGACGUCUGAACUUCUGAGUAUUUUUCCUUCAUCUAACGUUUAUUGAGCAUCUCUUAUGUGCAUAGGAGGAACUUAGUAGUUGCUGAAUAAAUAAAAAUUGAAAGAGAAAAAUUGAAAAAGAUUCAACCUAACAAGUGGACCCUAAUAUGCAGUGACUUUGGGGCCAUGUACCCGCCUACUUUUGCAUAGCUACACUAGAUGUGAUGCACAGUCCUCUCUCAGAUCUAGUAGCGGCCCCUUAUUCUCUGGUGGUUUACCCCCCCUUCCUCCAUAGCUGCCAGUGCCAGGAUGGAGGAGAGCUGAGCUUAUAGCCUCUUAACUUGUUGGCUUUUACAUCACUGUAUUCCUGUCCUUCCUGUAUCCAGAAGUCAAAUCAAAUGCAUCAGGCACCUUCAUGGUAUAAAUUGAUCCUUAGGUAACACAGUGAAAAAACAAAAAAUUGGAAGCAGAUAAAAAUGACUUGAGGUCAAAAUAAAAUGGAAAGUCACAGUUGGUGCCUGUGACAGAUGAGGAGGCAGAGGUUAAAACUGAGGGCAGAACCUCACUUCUCUGACUCCCAAUCCAGUGCUCUUUCCCCCAUAUACUGCCUUCCCGAUUGAGUGGAUGUAUGAGACUCUCCAGAAUCCUGUGCAAAAAGCCUUUUUUAGACCCUUUGUUGGUGAGUGGUUUAUAUUCUAUUCUACAAAAAUUAAAACUAGAUCUAGAUCCAUCAACUGGAUUGUUCAGUUUAAGCCCUAUAACAGUUUGGGCACUUCUACAUUCAUUUUCAUCAAAAUUGUACAAUUAAGUAACUUCACGGGAGUUCCCAUCAUGGUUCAGCAGUACAGAACCAGACUAGCAUCCAUGAGGACGCAGGUUUGAUCCCUGGACCUGCUCAGUGGGUUAAGGAUCCAGCAUUGCCGUGAGCUGUGGUGUAGGUCACAGACGCAGCUCGGACCUGGCGUGGCUGUGGCUGUGGUGUAGGCCGGCAUCUGUAGCUCCGAUUCGCCUCUAGCCUGGGAAAUUCCAUAUGCCACAGGUACGGCCAUAAAAAGCAAAAAACAAGAAACACAACUUCAAGAAGACUACAAAAGUAGGAGGGUGGUAAUGUUCUAUGACAAAUCAGAUUUCAUGUCUGUAGGGUGGUUGGGGAGGCAGGAAGGAGCAAGGAGGGGCUCGUGAAGGGGACAGUAGAAUACUGAGUCAGUGCCACUUAUGUUCCUCCUUUCUGUCUUGGGUUUUGGGGUCUUAUUUCUGAUUGCAGAUCCUCUUAAUUUGAGGCAAGUGAGAGAAAGAAAUAGGGUACCAUCAGGUAAGGGAUCAGUGUCAGUCCUACCAGUAAAGCCGUCACAUUUAUCUGAAUGGAAAUGAGAAAAGAAAUGUGCACUGAAUAAAUUUCCCAUGAAUGUGAUAGAGAUUCUUACAAAAAAAAAAAUUGUAAUUGAGAUUCUUAAAAAGUAGACUCAGGUCCUUGGAUCUCUAUUUUUCAAGUGACCACUCAAGGUAAUGGGAUUUGAGAAAGAACAUUUGGGGAAUUUUAAGAGAAAUGAAAGCUGCUAGCAAAGCCCUGGCAAAUGAAAAAUUUAACUGUUUUUACUUUGUCCAGAUCUUCUAUUGUAAUAAAUUAACAAUGUCUAAUAAACUUGUAGACAGAA
Molecule: messenger RNA, 2754 nt
Organism: Sus scrofa (pig)
Lineage: Eukaryota; Metazoa; Chordata; Mammalia; Artiodactyla; Suidae
Gene: PEX11A
Product: peroxisomal biogenesis factor 11 alpha
Biological process (GO): peroxisome fission
Cellular component (GO): peroxisomal membrane
Source: RefSeq, a predicted model, not a curated record